Salarias fasciatus (jewelled blenny) is the source of this 785-nucleotide messenger RNA. RefSeq names its product mitogen-activated protein kinase 7-like. The record is from RefSeq and is a predicted model, not a curated record. The coding region runs from base 43 to 642 and encodes 199 amino acids. The transcript is spliced from 2 exons. Lineage: Eukaryota; Metazoa; Chordata; Actinopteri; Blenniiformes; Blenniidae.
GAAGAAGAACAAAGAAAGAAACUCCUGCAAGAGAAGGAGGAGAUGGAGAGAAAGAAGAAGGAGGAGGAAGAGAAAAGGAGAGCGAGGGAGGAGGAGAGGAGGAGGGAGGAGGAACGAGCAGCUCAGGCCAACAGGUCAGACGAGGACAAGCAGAAGAUGAGAGGCGCUCUGGCUUCUCAGCCUGAAGCUGCUCUCAGCCUGAAACUCUCGCCUCCUCCCAGCUCCUCGCUGGCUCACCCUCCUGCUCCACACCGCCCCCCUCUGCUCACACCCGGCACUGCAGCGCAGACUGUCACCCAGUCCCACCCUGCUCCUUCGUCCCACAAAUCAAACUCCGUAAACCUCCACGAGCGUCAGGGGCAACCGUCUCUCAUAAAGGAAAGUUCCCUGUCAAACAGUGUUGUCCCUGACAAGAAAUUAUCUGUCCCGCAAACCGCCGUACCACCGCAUUCAGGCCUCACUAUUCCGCCGUCUGCUCAGGAUAAAGUAAUCACAUUAGACGUCCUGAAGCUGGUGCCUCCGCCACAGAGGCUGUCAGAUGCUGAGAAUCCUCUGUGGAAAGCCCUAGAAGCACUAAGUGGGAAGGACACACCCGAAAAAAUCUCUGCCAAGGAGGUUAUAGCACCUUUGUGCAGAGGGUAAGGAUGGAUGAGGGGACCGCUGUCUGCCUGCUUCUCUGCGUUUCACCCUCCCGUCUGCGUUCAUGUCUGUCUGCCUCUCUGGAAGUUUCUUUUUCUUAAGAUGAACGGAGGAGAAAGUUCAUAUUGAUUAUGCAUCUUUUCAUG